AUGGAAAAACAGCUUAUAUUUGUCGAAGAACAUUCAUCUUAUAAAAAAGGAAGCCUUUCAGAGAGUGAUUUGUGCAAAGAUCCACUUAAAAUGUUUAAAAUUUGGUAUGAAGAAGCAGUGCAUCUACAGAAAACAAUGCAACUACAGGAAGCAAAUGCAGUGACAUUAUCAACAGCUUCUCUACCACUAGGCCGUGUUUCUGCACGAAUUGUAUUAUUGAAAGAGCUAGACUCCCGUGGAUUUGUUAUUUAUAGUAACCUUGAAACAUCUCGUAAAUCACAAGAUCUUAAAUCAAAUACCUGGGCAGCAUUAACAUUUUAUUGGGGACAUCUAGAAAGACAAGUACGUGUUGAAGGGAAAGUAGAAUAUCUGUCUGUUGAACAAUCACAAGCAUAUUUUGAUACACGCCCUUUAUUAUCUCGUCUGGGUGCAUGGUCAUCAAGACAAAGCGUUCAGUUAAAUGACCGGUCCGAACUAGAAGAAAAAUUUAAAGAAGUUCAAAAGAAUUUUUCAAAAGUUUUAGAAAACAAAAAUGAAAAAAUACCAGUUCCGCCAUUUUGGGGAGGAUUCCGAAUCGUCCCUGAGUCCAUAGAAUUCUGGCAAGGACGUGAAAAUAGACUACAUGAUAGACUCAUGUAUACAAAGAAAGACGAUGAAUGGAAUAUAUCUAGACUAUCACCAUAA
Messenger RNA from Pneumocystis jirovecii RU7, 684 nucleotides. RefSeq names its product pyridoxamine 5'-phosphate oxidase. Lineage: Eukaryota; Fungi; Ascomycota; Pneumocystomycetes; Pneumocystales; Pneumocystaceae. The record is from RefSeq and is a predicted model, not a curated record. The transcript has a single exon. Bases 1 to 684 code for a protein of 227 amino acids. Gene Ontology annotation, molecular function: pyridoxamine phosphate oxidase activity; FMN binding. Gene Ontology annotation, biological process: pyridoxine biosynthetic process.